GUGGUGAAUACGAACGUCAAAAUUUUACCUAGCUCAUGGGGCUAGGUAAAAUUUUGAUAACUUCUAAAUAUGUUUACAAAUAGCAUUGUUUGGCGGUAAUAAAGAGUUCAAAUCAAAAUAGAAGCUGAAAAAAUGACAAAAAAAGCGUACGUUACUUGGAACCACGCGGAAAGGCUUAUGUUAAUAAGAAGGAGGACAGAAGAGGAUGCGCUGUUCAGCGGCAAAAAUGCAAACUCCAACGAAGGAUGGAAAUCUGAAUGUAAUUUUGCAGAAAAGUAUCGGCGUCGCUUCCAAUGAACAAAGACUGGAUGUGCUGCAAGUCACAGUGGAAUGCUCUAGUGAAGAAAUACAAAAGUUUCUUUCGCUACAAAACAGGCGAAGGAACAGGAGAAGAGGCGGUAGCAGAGGAAGCAAAAGACUGGCAGUAUUUCGACGCGAUGCACGAGUAUGCUUCGCAGAAAGACAAUUACCAUCCCCCUAUUUAUUGGACAGCGGAGAAGGAGAAGUGUCCAUGAGAGAGAAAUCUCCAACACCUUUCAGCUCAUCUGCAGCCCCUUCAACUUCUCGCUCAUCCACAUCGCGAUCGAGAUCGGGCACUCCACAGCUGCGCAACAGAGAUGAGCGUUUUCAAAGGCUGGAGCAGCAUAUUAUAAGACGUGACCAUAAAUUCAAAAGGAGAGUGGGAUCUUUACUUGCGGUUUUUGGGCAAAUGGUACAAACCGAUUAUCCCCACAUAAAUGUAGACAGUUUGCUCGUAUCUUCCGAAUCGGAUUCAGACUAAUGUUUAAUACGAAUUUGAUUUUAUUAGUUCGUGUAGUUUUAAGAAAAAAUGAAGUGAUAUCUUAAUUUUUUAUUUAAAUAAUGAGUGUCAUAAUGAUAAGGUUACCGUACAUUGAUAAGUAUAGACUAUAUCGAUGGCUGAGUGGAAGAUCGACCUAUCUCGGCAGUCAGUUCGAAAACGCCCUAUCACAGAAAAUUUUUCAACAACGCCCUACUAAAUUUGGUUGAAGGAUGCCGUAUAUUAGAAUUUGAUUGAAAAACAUUCUAAACACAGCUGCUGAUUCAAAAACGCCCAAUCUCUGCACAUUUUCA
Messenger RNA from Rhagoletis pomonella (apple maggot), 1092 nucleotides. RefSeq lists its product as uncharacterized. The record is from RefSeq and is a predicted model, not a curated record. Bases 206 to 781 code for a protein of 191 amino acids. The transcript is spliced from 4 exons. Lineage: Eukaryota; Metazoa; Arthropoda; Insecta; Diptera; Tephritidae.